Stegostoma tigrinum is the source of this 1472-nucleotide messenger RNA. RefSeq names its product actin, alpha cardiac muscle 1-like. The transcript is spliced from 7 exons. The record is from RefSeq and is a predicted model, not a curated record. Gene Ontology annotation, biological process: actin-myosin filament sliding; heart contraction; actin filament organization. The coding region runs from base 148 to 1281 and encodes 377 amino acids. Gene Ontology annotation, molecular function: myosin binding. Lineage: Eukaryota; Metazoa; Chordata; Chondrichthyes; Orectolobiformes; Stegostomatidae. Gene Ontology annotation, cellular component: sarcomere; actin filament.
UAAGGUCUCGGGCUGUCCCUCGGGGGCCAGUCUGUUUCGGCAGCACUUUCGGGGAUUAUAAAUCCUUGUCUCCCUCUCACUAUAUCUCCGAUCCAGCAUCGCAGAGGAGUGCGUGGACUGAAGGCGCUGCUCUGAUCCUAAAUCACCAUGUGUGACGACGAGGAAGCCACUGCCUUGGUGUGUGACAAUGGCUCCGGUCUGGUGAAGGCUGGAUUCGCUGGAGAUGAUGCCCCUCGAGCUGUCUUUCCCUCCAUCGUUGGUCGCCCACGCCACCAGGGUGUCAUGGUAGGUAUGGGUCAGAAGGAUUCCUAUGUUGGUGAUGAGGCCCAAAGCAAAAGAGGUAUCUUGACCCUGAAAUAUCCCAUUGAGCAUGGUAUCAUCACUAACUGGGAUGAUAUGGAGAAGAUCUGGCACCACACCUUCUACAAUGAACUCCGUGUAGCACCUGAAGAACAUCCAACACUUCUUACUGAAGCUCCUCUAAACCCCAAGGCUAACCGUGAGAAAAUGACCCAAAUUAUGUUUGAGACCUUCAAUGUCCCAGCCAUGUACGUUGCUAUCCAGGCUGUGCUAUCCCUGUAUGCCUCUGGUCGUACAACAGGUAUUGUCCUGGACUCUGGAGAUGGAGUCACUCACAAUGUUCCAAUCUAUGAGGGUUAUGCUCUGCCUCAUGCCAUCAUGCGUCUGGAUCUAGCUGGCAGGGAUCUCACUGACUACCUCAUGAAGAUCCUUACUGAACGUGGUUAUUCCUUUGUGACAACAGCUGAACGUGAGAUUGUCCGUGACAUCAAGGAAAAGUUAUGCUAUGUUGCCCUGGAUUUUGAGAAUGAAAUGGCCACUGCAGCUUCUUCAUCUUCGCUGGAAAAGAGCUAUGAAUUGCCUGAUGGUCAGGUCAUCACCAUUGGUAAUGAGCGUUUCCGUUGUCCUGAGACCCUCUUCCAACCAUCUUUCAUUGGAAUGGAAUCUGCUGGGAUUCAUGAAACUACAUAUAACAGCAUCAUGAAGUGUGAUAUUGACAUCCGUAAGGAUCUAUAUGCCAACAAUGUCUUGUCUGGUGGUACCACCAUGUACCCAGGCAUUGCUGAUCGUAUGCAAAAGGAAAUCACUGCUCUGGCCCCCAGCACCAUGAAGAUUAAGAUCAUUGCCCCACCUGAGCGUAAAUACUCUGUCUGGAUUGGAGGCUCCAUUCUGGCAUCUCUAUCCACCUUCCAGCAGAUGUGGAUCAGCAAGCAGGAGUACGAUGAAGCAGGCCCAUCCAUCGUCCAUCGCAAAUGCUUUUAAACAUCAUGACAUCAACUUACUUUGAACUCAGGUUGACAAGGUUGUGCCUCUGGUUACUUUGAAUCAACAGGCCAUCAGGAAAUACAAAAUAGUUCCAAAACUAUUUUCAUUGUACAGUUUGUUUACAUGUGCAAUUUAUUUGUGACAAUAAUAUUUAUUGAUCUAUGAAUAAAACAAGACUGGACUUGCAA